AUGCCCCGGCGCCAAAAGCCAGUCCCAUUACUUUUCGUCAUUCAAGACGCGCAAACUUUCUCUGGCUCGAAGUCGACGUCCAAAUCAACAGCAGAAGCACGAGCAAUCAGCUCUCAUGUGAAUAGCAACUACAGGGGUUGGAGGAGGACCCAACAUAGGCAUCUCCUCCUUCACCCAACAACAAAUGCUAUCUUAAAUCCCAGUCCACCAGCGGCGAUUUCUCCCCCGACAGUUGAGAGCAAGCAUGUUAGUGGCGACGAUAUUGAUCGCUUUUUUGAGCACUAUCGAGACCAAUUACUGAAAACCAGUCGCCAAUGGGUCUAUGGCUCCUUUGACGCUGCUUUUCUCCCAGCCAGAAAGGAUAGUCUGGUGCUGUCGGAACAUUUGACCAUCCCUCAAAUCUCACGACUCGGUAGCCAGACAUUAGAUCCAUUUGCGCCUGAGUUCUUCAAGAGUGAUAUGGAAUUGCAAUCCAGUUUAUACUACUACGCAAAAAUCAUCCGACCAUUUGCAGUACACUUGAUAGAGGGCUGGUCCUGGAUUGAUAACCUUUCUCAGGUGCAAUCGUCCCCAGUGUUGGCAUAUGCUGUCGCUGCCUAUGCAUCCGUAUUUUUAUCUGGCUCUCUCCGAGGAGGACCGGGCGUGGUUCUACCUCCACCCGCAGAGAAAGGCGAACAACCAUUGUGGAAGAUUCCGCAGUGGCUUCGACUGCAAACAAAUUGCGUUGUCGAGUUGAAGGCAAUACUGAGUGAUCCAUCCAAGGUUGAUGAUUCCUGCUAUCAAGCGGUCAUAUUUCUGCUGAGGCUUUCGAUACUCCUAUCAGAUGGGGAAGCAGGAAGGAUGCAUCUGACGGCCCUGAGCAAGCUCUCGGUCAUGGUCGGUCGCGAGAAUAUUGAUGUCGACAGGGAAAUGGCCGUUCACAAAAUCAACAUGGUCAGCGCUUUCCUCCACAACUCAUCCACAAUUGUUGCCAAAACUCGACCGAACAGAACCAGUGGUCGUGUGAGGGAAGUUGUCAAACUUGACCGAAAAUUGUGGACAUGUGAUCGGGAAUGGCAUACUUUCUGUGCUGCCAUCUGGGCCCGAACCCUCACAUGGCGAGCUGACAGUCCGAGUGGACAAUUAAUUCCAGUCACAGCUCCUGCCAUCUCUAGGAUGGAUGCCAGCAGUCAGUAUCUCGAGAACAAUGACCUAUUGGAGAUUCAACGCUGCUAUCAGAUCGCACUUUUCCUCUCAAUCUACCUCAACAACAUCAGCUUCAACACAGCUGCAACACGCGUUCGUUCGAACGUUCUGGAGAUGAAAUCAAGACUCUCAGCCUUGGAUCUGUAUGCGACGGCUUGCUUGUGCCGUUGUACCUUGUUCAAUCUUUUGAUGGUGGGCGCUAUGGCCACACGAACCUUCAUCGAAAGAGACUGGUUCAUUCGCAGCAUAGCUACACAUUACACAGAUGUUAUCCGGAUCGACCAUGUAUAUCGCCUACUAGCCGAAUUCAUUGAUCCGCUGCAUAUCGUAUACAAUGCCGUUGAAGACGCCUGGGACGAUGUCAUCAAGUUCAGGUCCGCAUUUCCGGUAGAUACACAAGCAUGGGAUGUUCCGACCGCGGAUGAGGUCUAUGAGAUCGAGAAUUUGAGGCCCAUGAAUUAUUCUCCUGAUCUGUCGAAACCAAUCGACCUCAUUGAAGUCGACGAUCCGGAGCUUGAUUUGAAGCAAGAUUUUGCAUAG
Molecule: messenger RNA, 1725 nt
Organism: Exophiala bonariae
Lineage: Eukaryota; Fungi; Ascomycota; Eurotiomycetes; Chaetothyriales; Herpotrichiellaceae
Exons: 3
Coding region: 1-1725 (574 amino acids)
Source: RefSeq, a predicted model, not a curated record